AUGACUACGAUCUUCUACAUCCUCUACAAUGCCGACGCCUCCGUGAUGGGAAAGCUAAAUUACGGCUACCGGAAACUCACAUCGCCAAAGGACAAGCCAGCGUGUUCGGCAUGCGAUAUCACGCACGGUGGGCUGCAUUUUGAGGAGACGGCGGCGUGGAAGGAGGCGAAAGUGACGUUGGUGAAAGAGGGUCACGUGGAGAUUAGACAGAUGCAUAGGGAUGAGUUGACGUCAGAGAUCAAGUCAUUCGUACAGGAAAAGAAGCUGUCGUACCCCAUGAUACUGGCCGGUGAAGGGGAGGGCAAUUUACGAGUCGUCAUGGAUAGACAGGAGUUGGGGGAGUGUGGAGGUAACGCUCAGCAGCUGGCUGCGAAACUACGGGAGAAGGGAGUGGUUUCUUCAAGCCAUAGUUCCUUAUAG
Molecule: messenger RNA, 420 nt
Organism: Letharia columbiana
Lineage: Eukaryota; Fungi; Ascomycota; Lecanoromycetes; Lecanorales; Parmeliaceae
Exons: 2
Coding region: 1-420 (139 amino acids)
Source: RefSeq, a predicted model, not a curated record